AUGAAAGUAAGACCUGAUGUGGCUCAGGCCCAGAUGGAAAUUCAUGACAGAGUAUAUGAGCAUCUGCACAGAAUGAAGCUGGUUUCCAUCAUCCUGAUGUUUCUGGGUUCACUCGCCUUUCUAGGCGUGGAUGCUGCACAGCCAGAGGAUGUGUCCUUGCAGUGGGAUAAGCUGGCACUAAGUAGUGGAGAGAUGGAACUGCAGGCAUCCAGCAGCGAUUCCUCAGAACUCACUGGUGGGGAGACAGUUCCUAUGGAGACUUUUGUUCUGGACCAGGAGAAGGAGAGCACAUCUAAAACUCCACAAGCCAGCACUCCAAGCUCAGCCCACUUUCGAGUCAAACGCUACCGCAAGAUGAUGAACCCUGGCUCCCACAACUCUCGAUGCCGCUUUGGGACCUGCAUGUUGCAGAAAUUGGCCCAACAGAUCUACCAGUUGACAGACAAAAGGAAGGACCCUGUUGCCCCCAAAAACAAGAUCGGCCCUCAAGGCUAUGGCCGUUGA
This is a messenger RNA of Meriones unguiculatus (Mongolian gerbil), 504 nucleotides long. Its product is annotated as pro-adrenomedullin-like. NCBI's taxonomy places the organism in Eukaryota, Metazoa, Chordata, Mammalia, Rodentia, Muridae. Gene Ontology annotation, biological process: positive regulation of heart rate; adenylate cyclase-activating G protein-coupled receptor signaling pathway; regulation of systemic arterial blood pressure. The record is from RefSeq and is a predicted model, not a curated record. Gene Ontology annotation, molecular function: hormone activity; adrenomedullin receptor binding. Gene Ontology annotation, cellular component: extracellular region. The coding region runs from base 1 to 504 and encodes 167 amino acids. The transcript is spliced from 4 exons.